This is a messenger RNA of Linum trigynum, 1758 nucleotides long. The record is from the annotation of a GenBank genome assembly. Lineage: Eukaryota; Viridiplantae; Streptophyta; Magnoliopsida; Malpighiales; Linaceae.
AUGGAGAACGGGGAUCACGACACGUCCAUGGAGGAGGAGCCGCGGCGGCGGCGGCAGCGACGGCCGGCGCUGCGGCAUGAAGGUGAUGGUGGCAAGAGGAAGGGAAAGCUCGGUGGCAUUAGAACAAUGCCGUCUAUAUUAGGAAAUGAAAUAUGUGACAAGUUUGCCGCGACUGGGUUCCACGCAAACAUGAUAACAUAUCUCACCCAAGUUCUGAACUUGCCAAUGGUGAAGGCCUCCAACAUUCUUACUAACUUCGGCGGCAUCACCGGCUUCACCCCUCUUAUCGAUGCUCUCAUCGCCGACUCGUUCGCCGGCCGCUUCUGGACAAUCAUCGUCGCUUCCCUCGUCUACGAGCUGGGGAUGAUAGGCAUCACCAUCUCCGCCACCUUGCCGUCACUCCGGCCACCGGCGUGCCCGUCUCAGUCCAACUGCCAGGAAGCUUCCCCGCACCAGCUCCGCUUCCUCUACACGUCCCUCCUCCUCACUUCCAUCGGCACCGGCGGGAUCAGGCCGUGCGUCAUGACGUUCGCCGCCGACCAAUUCGACCUGACCAAAUCAUCCGCCGCCGGUGCUGGCCCCCGACGGUGGAGCUUCUUCAACUGGUACUACUUCUGCAUGGGAACGGCCACGCUGGGCGCGUUGACCGUGGUGGUCUACGUACAGGACAACGUGAAGCUCGGAGGUAGCCCUCUGACUAGAUUGGCGCAAGUUGUUGUCGCGGCGGUGAGGAAGAGGAAAGUUGUGGCGCCGGAGGACCCUGAGCUCUUGUACCAGAACCGAGAGCUCGAUGCUCUCAUUUCUGUCAACGGACGGCUGCUUCACACGGACCAGUUCAAGUGCUUGGACAAAGCAGCAAUAGCAACAGAAAACGACUUCAACGAACCUCCUCCAGCUCAAAAACCAAAACUAUGGCAGCUAACCACCGUCCACCGAGUAGAAGAGCUGAAAUCCAUCCUUCGAGUCUUCCCCAUAUGGAUCUCCGGCAUCCUCCUCGUCGCCGGCUCCUCCCACCUCAACAGCUUCGUCAUCCUCCAAGCCUUCUCCAUGGAGCGCCACCUCUCUUCCUCCUCUUUCCAAAUCCCGCCGGCAUCCCUCUCCAUCUUCAGCGUCGUCACCAUGAUGGCCGGCCUCGUCCUCUACGAGCGCCUCUUCGUCCCCUUCGCCCGCCGCUUCAUCACCAACAACAACCCCGCCGGCGUCACCUGCCUCCAGCGCAUGGGCAUCGGCGCCGUCAUCAACGUUGUCGCCACGGUGGUCUCGGCUUUCGUCGAGAUGAGGAGGAAACACGUGGCGGUUCAACAUGGCCUGCUCGACAACCCAAAAGCCGUGGUACCGAUGAGCGUGUUCUGGCUGGUCCCGCAGUACGUGCUGCAUGGCGCGGCGGAGGUGUUCGGCGCCGUGGGUCAUAUCGAGUUCUUGUACGACCAGUCGCCGGAGAGCAUGAGGACGACGUCGUCGGCGCUCUACUCGCUGACGCUUUCGUUAGGGAACUACGUCGGGACCGGGCUGGUGUCGGUGGUGCAUAGGUAUACGGGUUGGUUGCCGGAUCGGAACUUGAACAGGGGGAAGUUGGAUUGCUAUUACUUGCUGGUGAGCGGGAUUCAGGUGGUGAACUUUGUGUAUUUUCUAGUGGUUGCGUGGCUGUAUACUUACAAGCCGGUGGAGGAAGUGAAGGAUGGAGAUGAAGGUGGUGAUGUUAAUGGAGGUGGUGAGAAUGGCGAGGUGGAGCUUUCUCAGAGAAAGGAAACUGUGUAG